UCAUUAUACCACUUUUCUUUUCAUAAAUCAGCCAUUUUCUUCCAUGUUGAGAGAGCCCCAGAUACAAGGGAGCUGGUUAUAAUCGGGGUGGAUGCCACAAAACCUUUCUUGGAACUAGGAGUAGUUUCAGCCGAUGGAAAAAGAUUAGUUCAUAAAGUUGAUCUCAAAUUCAACAGGUGUUCCCUUUCUCAUGACAUGGGAGCUACGCGGAGCUACAACGUGAUCAUUGAUCAUCCUCUGAUAGUUGACAUAACAAGAGUCAUCAAGGGUGGACAAUUGAUGAAGUAUGAGGAGAAAGCGACUGCCAGGAUUGGAGUGAUGCCUCGUUACGGGAGUGCAGAGUCAGUCAAGUGGUUUGAAGUAGAACCAAACUGCACAUUUCAUAUUGUUAAUUGUUUUGAGGACAGUAAUGAGGUUGUUGUGCGGGGAUGUAAGGCUGUUACAGCCAUCAUACCGGGUCCAGAUUGGGGUCAGGACAAGUUUGAGUGGUUCUCGAAAGGAUUUAAGUCAGAUGAUGCUGAUGGUUUAACAGAAAGUGGGUAUCUCUUGCACCGCGUACAUGAAUGGAGACUAAACGUGGCAACUGGGGAGGUUAAGGAGAAAUAUCUAACAGGUGCUGACUGCUCCAUGGAUUUUCCUUUCAUCAAUGAAGAUGUCACUGGUUUAAAACACAAGUAUGGGUACACACAAGUCAUCGAUUCCUUGGCAAGCUCUAUUUCUGGAAUCUGUAAAUAUGGAUCCGUAGCCAAAUUACACUUUAAUGAAGAAAUCAAUGAACAACCGGUAAAGGCAGAGUAUCAUAAGUUUCCAGAGAACACAUUCUGCACAGGAAGCACCUUUGUGCCUAAACAGGGAGGCGUUGAAGAAGAUGAUGGUUUGAUUAUUACUUUUGUACACAAUGAAGAACGUAAUGUGUCUCAAGUUUAUAUAAUAGAUGCAAAGAAGUUUGAAAGUGAUUCAAUUGCCAUAUUAACUCUGCCCCAGAGAGUGCCUUAUGGUCAUCAUGGAGUCUUUGUUUCCAUGCCAAAUCAAGCUUAGCAUGCCUUCUUUUUUGUACCGAAUAUGACUUUGGUCUUUGCAUGUAAAAUGAUCUCUAGAUUUCUUUUUUUUUUUCCCCUUCAUCUUUUCUAUUUGUUUUUGGGUUGAAAAAGUUGCACAAAGUGAGUUUUACGUGUAACUUCCAAGUUUAAUCGUUUGAUGAUGUGUUUCAGUUUCAAGAAAUUGGAGAC
This is a messenger RNA of Populus euphratica (Euphrates poplar), 1229 nucleotides long. Its product is annotated as carotenoid 9,10(9',10')-cleavage dioxygenase 1-like. Lineage: Eukaryota; Viridiplantae; Streptophyta; Magnoliopsida; Malpighiales; Salicaceae. Gene Ontology annotation, molecular function: carotenoid dioxygenase activity. The record is from RefSeq and is a predicted model, not a curated record. Gene Ontology annotation, cellular component: chloroplast stroma. The transcript is spliced from 8 exons. The annotation marks the transcript as partial. Gene Ontology annotation, biological process: carotene catabolic process.